GCGAGAGGUAAUUCGCCCACAGCGCGGCGGGAAUGUGGACCUGAGCGCCGCGGCGCGGGGAGGGGUGCUCCGGGACGGGGGUGCGGGGGUUCCCCCCCAGAGGAGGUGGCGCUGCCCGAGCUGAGCUUAAAGCACGCAUAUGAGUUAUGCAGAGACAGGGGAGUGUGGAGAAAGAGCAAUAUUCUGGGAAUGGGCAAGUUCCUGGGGAGGGUGGAGAGCGCCUUUCGUCCCAGGAAGUGAAAGAAGCGGGGAGCGGGACGGGAAAUGAGGCUGCGGGAGAUGAGAGCGUCCCGGUAGCAGGGACACCUUUUAAGUAACCCUGAUGCGUGAUAAUAGGGACUUGAAUUAGGACUCUAGCAGGGACAAAUUGUCAGCAGUUAGGAGGUAUAGUUGACCUGCAGGGGGUUUGAACACGAUUCCUGCUACCGGGAGAUGCUCUGCGCCUACCGGACACUAGUCCUUUCCCAGGGGCUUUGGUUCCCACCAAAGACUCUCAACUCGUUCACUUCCGUUUUUUGCUGUUUUCAGUUCAUCUUCAGCCUUUCUACCGAGUGUUUUCAUCUCUGUUUCGAAUGGCUUGAAUUUCUCCUAUUCUGAAAAGAGGGAAACUUUUACCUCAUCCCAAAUUAAUUUAACAAGUGUUUAUAGUGUACAGUUUGCCUGGCACUGUGCUCAGCUCUGGGGACACAACCGUCAACAAAAGACACCCAGUCUUUGCUUUUGUCGAGUUUUACAGUUAAGUGGGGAAGGCAGGCACUGAUGGAAGAAUCACAAAUGCUUAUGAAGUUACAGUUGGUAUAAGAGCAGCAGUGGAAGAAUGAAGGUUUGGACUAGACGACUCCUAAGACUGUUUCCGUGUAAACCGUGCUACGCCUUUGAGCAGAUAAACCUCCUUCUUACACCUGUGCUCCCAGAAACCCCUAAAGAAGCCCUGUCCACACGCGGAGUCACAGUUCGCAUCCGGGAUGCACAGUGGAUCAUGAAGAAGCCACGAGCGGCUGUGGGCAGCGGAGGUCGUCGCGGGAAGCAGGCAUCCAGCGGGGAGGGAAGGGGAAGGUGUGUCCGCGGCAGCCGCCAGGCCAAGUCCUCUGGCCUGGCCAGGCAGCAGGAGGAGGUGGUAUCGCAGGCCUCUGUCUCCCUGUACCAUCUAUUCAGAGAUGUGGCAGAGGUCACAGCCUUCCGGAAGAGCCUGCUGAGCUGGUAUGACCGAGAGAAACGGGACCUGCCCUGGAGAAGGCUGGCGGAGAGUGAGGUGGACCCCGACAGGCGGGCGUACGCUGUGUGGGUGUCAGAGGUCAUGCUGCAGCAGACCCAGGUGGCCACGGUGAUCAACUACUACACCCGGUGGAUGCAGACGUGGCCGACCCUGCGGGACCUGGCCAGCGCUUCCCUGGAGGAGGUCAACCAGCUCUGGGCUGGCCUGGGCUAUUACUCUCGAGGCCGCUGGCUACAGACAGGCGCCCGGAAGGUGGUCGAGGAGCUAGGAGGCCACAUGCCACGAACAGCAGAGACCCUGCAGCGGCUCCUGCCUGGCGUGGGGCGGUACACAGCCGGGGCCAUUGCUUCCAUUGCCUUUGGCCAGGCAGCUGGUGUGGUGGACGGGAAUGUAGUUCGGGUGCUGUGCCGCGUCCGAGCCAUAGGUGCUGACCCCCGCAGCACCCUCGUCUCCCAGCAGCUCUGGAGCCUAGCCCAGCAGCUGGUGGACCCAGCCCGGCCAGGGGACUUUAACCAGGCAGCCAUGGAGCUAGGGGCCACGGUGUGCACCCCCCAGCACCCACUCUGCAGCCAGUGCCCUGUGCAGAGCCUCUGCCGGGCGCACCAGAGGGUGGAGCGGGAGCAGCUUUCAGCCUCCCAGAGCUUACCGGGCACUUGUGACAUAGAGGCGUGUGCUCCCAACACCGGACAGUGCCAGCUCUGCGCACCUCCCACGGAGCCCUGGGACAAGACCCUGGGAGUGGCCAACUUUCCCAGAAAGGCCAAUCGCAAGCCCCCCAGGGAAGAGAGCUCUGCCAUCUGUGUUUUGGAGCAGCCCAGGGCCUUUGGAGGUGCCCGACUUCUGCUGGUACAGAGGCCCAACUCAGGUCUGCUGGCAGGACUGUGGGAGUUCCCGUCCGUGGCCGCAGAACCCUCGGAGCAGCUCCAGUGCACGGCUCUGCUGCAGGAACUGCAGAAUUGGGUCGGACCCCUCCCGGCCACCCGCCUCCAGCACCUGGGGGAGGUGGUCCACAGCUUCUCUCACAUCAAGCUGACUUACCACGUGUACGGCCUGGCCCUGGACGAACAGACCCCGGUGACGGUCCUACCCGCUGACGCUCGCUGGCUCACCCGGGAGGAGUUUCACGCCGCAGCGGUCUCCACAGCCAUGAAAAAGGUGUUCCGUGUGUAUGAGGGCCAACGGCCAGGGACCUGCAAGGCUUCCAAAAAAUCCCAGGUGUCCACCCUGUCCAGACGGAAAAAGCCCAGCCCAGGCCAGCAAGUCCUGGAUAAUUUCCUGCGGCCCCCCAUCCCCGCUGAUGCACCCAGCCUCGACAGUACAGCCCAGUGAUGCCUCUGUUAGUUCUCAUCCCCUGAGAAUCUUGUUUAAUAAAGUGCUUAUUUUUGUAAUCA
Sus scrofa (pig) is the source of this 2607-nucleotide messenger RNA. RefSeq names its product mutY DNA glycosylase (gene MUTYH). The record is from RefSeq and is a predicted model, not a curated record. Lineage: Eukaryota; Metazoa; Chordata; Mammalia; Artiodactyla; Suidae. Gene Ontology annotation, molecular function: purine-specific mismatch base pair DNA N-glycosylase activity; 8-oxo-7,8-dihydroguanine DNA N-glycosylase activity; 4 iron, 4 sulfur cluster binding. Gene Ontology annotation, biological process: mismatch repair; base-excision repair. Gene Ontology annotation, cellular component: nucleus.